Messenger RNA from Lathyrus oleraceus (garden pea), 1020 nucleotides. Its product is annotated as transcriptional corepressor LEUNIG. The record is from RefSeq and is a predicted model, not a curated record. The transcript is spliced from 8 exons. Lineage: Eukaryota; Viridiplantae; Streptophyta; Magnoliopsida; Fabales; Fabaceae. Gene Ontology annotation, molecular function: protein binding; transcription corepressor activity. Bases 1 to 1020 code for a protein of 339 amino acids.
AUGGAACCCAAACUUCCCAAUGAAGAAAUUUUUCAAAAGUUUGUAUAUGCUUACCUGAUGGAGAACGGAUAUGCAAGGACGGCUGAGGUUUUCCGAACUAAGACUCAAAUUACUGAACCAAUGCCUGAUGAACCACCUGGAUUUUUGUCCGACUUCUGUAAUAUUUUCUAUGACGUCUAUAACUCCAGAGUUAGGCAUCGCAUUCAACAAACUUCCCCUCAGAAUACUUGUUCCACUCAGAAUCAGCCCAUCAUUUGCUACACGAAAACUGGUAUUUCUCUUACUACACAUGACACACAUAAACAUGCAAUCUUAGAAGUUAGAUUUCAUCCAGAUUGUAAACUGUUUGCAUCCGCUUCAGCUGAUACAACAAUAAAACUAUGGGAUGCAACAACUCAUCAGACGGUGAUGUGCUAUAUGGAUGUUGGACUUGGACAUGGUGGGAGAGUAAGAUCGUUGGACUUCCACCCAUUCGACAACAAUACUCUUUGCUCAUCCGACUUUGCUGUAAUUAAAGUAUGGGAUCUCAAUCAGCAAAUCCUGGAUAACAGCUUUAAGGACGGUGGAAGAAUAGUUAGAGUUCAGCCUGUAUAUGGGAGACUUUUGGCAGUUGCUAAUGGAAAUGCUAUCACCAUACUUGAUUAUCAUAAUUUGGUUUUUGUGAGGAAACUUGAGGGACAAGUUAAAGACAUUAAGUCCAUGUGUUGGGAUGUCACUGGCCAAAUGAUUGCCUCUGUGAGUGAAGAUGAAGCACGUGUCUGGUCGGCGGGCGAUGGACAAUGCAUAGGUAGCUAUCCAUCGAAAGAGAGGAAGUUUCAGUCUGUCAUAUUUCAUCCUCGAUACCAUAAGGCCUUAGUUAUUGGUGGCCAUAAGUGUUUGUUAUCGUUGAACCUUGAGAGUAUGAGCGAAUAUACUAUGCGUGACACUCAGUUCUCAAUUACUGCACUGGCAGCUAGCAGGGCGCGAAAUCAAUUCAUUGCAUCAGGUAGCGAUGAUGGUGUGGUGAAGAUUUGGAAAUGA